CUGUCUUUACUGCAGUGCACAUCGCACGGAUAGUCGUCCGGAUUUUUUUCCUCUUCGUGGCUUCGUUUGGAUCUAUCUAUCAUUCUCUCUCUGGUAUUGGAAUAUAUCGCAACACUCUGUUCAUCUGAGAAGAAAUGAUCUGUUUUCUAAUGCAAGAGUGCUAAAUGCUGACCUGAGCUCCGGUAUAUGAGGAACACAACCUACAGAUGGAGUCAAGGGUUCCUCACCACAUUCCUGGAGUCUCCUCCAUCAUGGCGCAGCCUUUGCUGGACAGCCGCAUUCCCUACGGACGGCUCCAGCUCCCAUUAACUAUUUACCCCAUUGACCAAAUGAAAUCUUUACAUUUGGAGAAUGACUACAUCGACACCCCUGCUGUGAUCUCACAACAGCCACCAAGCCACAAGGCAAGCACGAGGGGGCAGGAAGUCCUACUGGGACCCCCGCACCAUCCUCAUCUGCCCCACUGCGAGGUCCCAGAUGCCACCACACAUCCCUGGAUUUCCUUCAGUGGUCGGCCCAGCUCCGUCAGCAGCAGCAGCAGCACCUCCUCCGACCAAAAGCUGCUGGACCAUGCAGCUCCCACCCCUGUUUUAUUAGAGCAACCCAAGGCGCUGAGCUCCAAGACUCAGAAUGUGAAGGCGGUUGCGGCACUGCCAGUGGAGAAGAAGCACGCACCGUUGUGUGAGAAAUGCGGCAAAUGCCGAUGCACGGAGUGCACUUUGCCCCGGGCCCUGCCCUCGUGUUGGAUUUGCAACCAAGAGUGCCUGUGCUCUGCGAAGAACCUAGUGGACUCUGUCACUUGCAUGUGUCUAGUCAAGGGCGUCUUCUACCACUGCACUGAUGAGGACGAGGAAGGCUCCUGCGCUGACAAGCCGUGCUCCUGCUCGCACUCGAACUGUUGCGCGCGCUGGUCCUUCAUGGCGGCCGUUUCGUUGGUGCUGCCCUGCCUGAUGUGUUAUUUGCCCGCCACUGGUUGCGCCAAGCUUUCGCAGAAGUGCUACGAUGGCAUAAGCCGCCCAGGCUGCCGCUGCAAAAGCACCCAGCCCUGCAAGGUGGCAGAGGUCAAGGCCUGUCAUCUGGAAAAACAGGCCUCAUGAUGACGUGCCAGAAACGGAGAGUACAAAGUGACUCGCGAGCAAAGUUCGCAAGACCUACUCCGAUAGCGGUGUACUUCCCAAAAUCACGGUACUUAAAGUUCACGCAUGAUCCUCGCGCUCAAGGCAUCCUGCCGUAAAUCAGUAGCAACAUUUGACUGACCAAAGGGCACAAAUCAUUAUUCUACUCGUUCGUAAAGUACUACAACAAAGGAGAGGCCUGCGUUUUCUUCUCCUGGGGUUCUCGUGAUGGCCGUGGGAUCAAAGUCUUUGCCAUUUCACACCCUAGUAAAACAACUUGCUGACACAGAAUGCUGCAUUUGAGCAAAAUGUCUGUUUGAAAGAUUCCAAUCACUUCUCUGAUGUUUAUUUUCUCUUUGGGUGGCUUUGAAAAGUCAAAGUAAAUAUCACCCAUUCAAGAACACUCUAUACUUUGGCAAUCCCUCUCCGGAUCUGGCACCGAGGAAAGGUUGCAGCGAAUUCCAAGCUGAUAACACAUGUCACAAUCAAAAUAACCAGACUUCAUCUCUGUGCACAGUACAUUUACAAGCUUGUUAUAGAGCUUUAUUUCUUCUGUUGUUUGAAAUGCAAACACGGGAGGUAAUUUGGUUUCAUUGAAGGAUUCUAAGUUCCCUUGACCGUUGCGAAAGACAUUGAUGACCGCCCGUAGCCACGUGACAGGAUGUUUUCUAUCUUCUGUGGGGACAGAUUGUUUGUUUGUGAUGGCAAAUGGGUAAAAUAGCUUUCAUAAUUCCCUUUGAAAACAUGCCAUAGCAUACAUAAACUUCCAUAAUGAUUCUUCCAAAUGUUAGCGGUUCAAUUUGUUGUAGACAAUGACCUCAGGGAUCAUCAGUUCAUCUGAAUUACGUACAGCAUGUGAAUUCAGCUUGGAACUAGUCGGGUGACUCGAGUUAAGGGAACGGGCAGUGGUCAAAACACAGCAAUUCAGACACCAAGCAUUCAUAAGCUACCAGGAGAAUCGGGCCAGUAGUUACGGGAAAAGGAGAAGCUAUAAAGUUAGCGUAUACUACUCUGCCGCUUCUAAACAAAACAUGCCAAUUGUAUCGCCAUUAUAAUGAGGCAAAAGCACAGUAUUAUGUACAGUAGCAUGUACAAAGUGUUUCACUGUAGUUGGAAAAAUUCCUCUAGUUUACUACGCACCAAACAUAACGCUCUAUGGACGUGCCCUAGUAUCGAACUGCUUUCUCUACAUAUAUAUUUUGUUAUAUGUAUAGUAUAGAGAUUUUGCCAAAGGAGUGUGCCAUGGAGAUUUCGUUGACCAUUUUUAUAACCGUUUGUUUCCAAGUGGGCAUGCAUUGUUGUACUCUAGCCAAUUAGUGCGAAAAUAAGCUCUUAAAGGUACGGUGCUCUACUUCCCAGGAUUCCUAGAGUCUGGGAGCACGAGGGAAAAUUGUCGGCCUUCUCGACACAAACCCACGGUCCGCUUGUUUAGUUCCACAUACUCCAAAAUUUGUACUUGUUGCACAAAUCUGAAAAGCAGAAAUACACUACUGUUCUUAGUCUUGAAUGUAUAAGGCUAGGGUUUAAGUCUUUUUGCAAUCUAACCCGUGGAUAGGUGCCAGAGUAGUUCUGAAUGGAGAAGCUUGCAUACCUGCAUAGGGAAGAGUUGCAAAUGUACCAUAGAUAUCUUAGACUUCGACCUAUGCAGGUUACACUUUCUUGUAAAUAGUUUUAAGAAAAACUAGCUAUAUGUUUCAAAUGUCCUGAGAAAUUGCAUGGUACAAUUUAAUUACAAUUCAGUACAAAAGUAUAUAAAUUAAUUAUUAUAUUUUUGGGAGGGCUGGGGGCGGGUGGGGGUAAAGAUUAUGUGGCUGUGGCAUAGAAGGUAGGGUGUUUAGGUAUUUCGAUUACAAGCACUUGAUUUAGAAAAGUGUGCCAGGCAAUAAAAAUACCUCUGUUAAUGCUAGCCAUGCCUCAUUAGCACGAGAGAGGCACGGCUAAUUCCCGGUUCCUCGGUGCCCCUGAAACUGUAGAUUUAAUUGAAUUCGCAGAGGGAACGGCGUUUCGUCACGCUCAAAGUAACGCCUUUUCAUCCUAAUGUGGCCAAGCAUUUUGUUUUUCCUCCUUCCUCCUAAAAUGGUGCAACAUCUUCAGUGCUUGAUUGACAUAUACAGCUGCUGUGUGUGAACUUGUCUGGGAGGAACGGGGAUCCCUCUCAAGUAACAUUCCAUUCCAUCCUAUUCGGUGUUGCUUUUUCGCCCCACCUUCUCGCUUUUAUUUUUUGUAUUUCACAAUUCUCUCAACUAUGGAGAACGAUACAGCUGUAAAAUGUAAACUUUAUGGUUGUUCGCCUAAUAUCCUGGCCUGCACGAUGGAACUGAACGAUCUUCCUUCUGUCGACCCGUUGCUGAGAUGUUCUCAUCAGGACGCUGUGACUAAAUCUAUUCAUGGUACAGUUUCUUGGCCACUAGAAACCCAUUCUUCUUUUUUAACCCACUUUAAACUGCCUUCCAAACUGGGCUUGUACUCUCUGCGUUACUUUGGCUUCAUUGUUCAUGUUGAAGAUUAAAGAAAAGAGGGUUUUGCUUUUGUUUUGUUUAAAAAAGAAAAAAGAAAAAAAAAAUCUCUCACACAUAUGAAA
This is a messenger RNA of Sinocyclocheilus anshuiensis, 3696 nucleotides long. RefSeq names its product protein sprouty homolog 4-like. Gene Ontology annotation, biological process: negative regulation of Ras protein signal transduction; animal organ development; multicellular organism development. The transcript has 2 exons. Lineage: Eukaryota; Metazoa; Chordata; Actinopteri; Cypriniformes; Cyprinidae. The record is from RefSeq and is a predicted model, not a curated record. Gene Ontology annotation, cellular component: membrane; cytosol. Bases 207 to 1097 code for a protein of 296 amino acids.